Messenger RNA from Cimex lectularius (bed bug), 2564 nucleotides. It is a transcript of the gene tws, whose product is annotated as protein phosphatase PP2A 55 kDa regulatory subunit. The transcript has 12 exons. Bases 636 to 2027 code for a protein of 463 amino acids. NCBI's taxonomy places the organism in Eukaryota, Metazoa, Arthropoda, Insecta, Hemiptera, Cimicidae. Gene Ontology annotation, cellular component: protein phosphatase type 2A complex; cytosol. The record is from RefSeq and is a predicted model, not a curated record. Gene Ontology annotation, molecular function: protein phosphatase regulator activity; protein binding. Gene Ontology annotation, biological process: peptidyl-serine dephosphorylation.
CUCAGUCACCGUUCGGUUGGAGUUUCAGUUCACAAUUAAAGUUCUUGUUUUGUACUUGACCUUUGUGGACGCUCGUGCUCGUUUUUCGAGCACACGUGAUAAAAAAAAAGAGAAAAAAUAAUAGAGGAGACGGAAGGGAAAAUACGACAACGGGAUCUUCGACCCUUUCUUCCACCAUUUUGUGAAGUGGACGCAUCCUGCGAAUCCAUGUGAUCCACCUCAACUUCUUCGGGCUUGAGUUCGACCAAAAAUGCCCAUUUUAUGUUCUUUCUGGCAAAAGUGAUUAACUAUCAUUAACAGUGUCUCAAUUAAUCGAAAGCCUGUUUUCCUGGAAGAUACUCUUGGCGCAUAUUAUCAAAAAGCUUGGAAGAUUUUAACGACGCUCUCGCUUGGCAAAAGCGCCGCCAAGAAUUUUCUACAAGACGUUUUCAUUCCAGGGAAAAUAAGAGUGUUGGGGAUCGACUGGUUAUCUUAAAUUGCUUAAAGACUCAGGAGGUGAAUUCAACAAGCGGAUUUACACGAUUUUCAUCAAUGUCUGACGUGUUUUGGAUAGAGGGGGAAGAAAGGAGAAAGGGCGUAAAAUCCUCUUGUCGAGAUGUUCUUCUCUUCCCUCAAAGCUGGUUUCCAAGACCUCAAUGAUGAGGCACUCAAGUCUUCAAAGACUAUCAUCAAUAGUUAAUAAGAAGUCCAGCAGCAAUUAUGGGAAUGGAGACAUCCAGUGGUGUUUUUCCCAGGUUAAAGGUACAUUAGACGACGAUGUUACCGAAGCCGAUAUUAUUUCCUGCGUCGAGUUCAACCAUGACGGUGAUCUCCUCGCCACUGGCGACAAAGGCGGGAGAGUUGUGAUAUUCCAGCGAGACCCGAUCAGCAAGAAUUGUCAACCUCGGAGAGGCGAGUUCAACGUUUAUUCGACAUUCCAGAGUCAUGAACCGGAAUUCGACUACCUCAAAUCUCUUGAAAUUGAAGAAAAGAUCAAUAAAAUACGAUGGCUCCGGCGUAAAAACCAGUCCCAUUUCUUACUCUCAACUAAUGAUAAAACAAUAAAGUUAUGGAAAGUAUCCGAAAGAGACAAAAGAGUCGAGGGUUACAACACAAAGGAAGAAAAUGGGCAGAUGCGAGACCCUUCUUGCAUUACGGAAUUGAGGGUCCCAGUCAUUAAAUCUAUGGAACUCAUGGUCGAAGCAUCGCCUAGACGGAUAUUUGCCAAUGCUCACACCUACCAUAUUAAUUCAAUAAGCGUUAAUUCAGACCAAGAGACGUACCUGUCUGCAGAUGACCUCAGGAUAAAUCUUUGGCAUCUUGAGAUCACUGAUCAGUCUUUCAAUAUUGUUGAUAUCAAACCGGCGAACAUGGAAGAGCUAACCGAAGUAAUCACUGCUGCUGAGUUCCAUCCGUUAGAAUGUAAUCUUUUUGUGUAUUCGUCUAGUAAAGGCACGAUCCGUUUAUGUGAUAUGAGGCAGGCUGCGCUUUGUGAUAGACAUUCAAAAAUUUUUGAAGAACCUGAAGACCCGACAAAUAGAAGUUUCUUUUCCGAAAUAAUAUCUAGUAUAUCUGAUGUUAAAUUGAGUAAUUCUGGCAGAUACAUGAUUUCAAGAGAUUAUUUGUCUGUUAAAGUGUGGGAUCUUCAUAUGGAAUCUAGACCUAUUGAAAGUUAUCCUGUUCAUGAGUACCUGAGGUCAAAGCUCUGCUCUCUGUAUGAAAACGAUUGUAUAUUUGAUAAAUUCGAGUGUUGUUGGGCUGGAAAUGACCAGUACAUCAUGACAGGCUCGUAUAACAAUUUCUUCCGAAUGUUCGACCGGACAAGCAAGAGAGACGCCACCUUGGAAGCAUCUAGGGAUAUAGCGAAACCGAAAACUCUUUUAAAACCUAGGAAGGUUUGUACUGGUGGUAAAAGGAAAAAAGACGAGAUCUCAGUCGAUUGUCUAGAUUUCACUAAAAAGAUACUCCAUACCGCUUGGCAUCCGAGCGAGAACAUAAUAGCAGUGGCAGCAACAAAUAAUCUCUUCCUAUUUCAGGACAAAUUGUAGCCGGCCGUGAUACCUCAGCAGCACAAUAUUCUAAAAGCGCUGUCGAGAUUGGAAGAAGAAAUUGAAUCAAGGCUUUUGAAGAGGCUUUGGUGAAAGAAAAACAAAAUCAAUACAAAACAAAAGUUUUUUCUUUCUUUCUUUUUUCAUCCCAGCGGGAACGCAAAUAACAUAAUCAAAGAGAAACCAUUACUUAAGAAGAUACAACUCACAACAAAUCUGCCUUUAUAAAUAUAUAUUCGUAGGCCCCUCAGAUAUGAAGAAAUUAAAUUGGAAACCAAGGACUUUUAAAAUAUAAUUUAUACUAAAGGACGUUCGGACGGUUGGUGUAAAGAAAAAUAAAAGAGAUAAAAAUAAUAAUAUAUUUAGUGCCUAAUUGCUUUUCCGUCAAACCUCCGUCCGUUCUGUCUGGUAAAAUAAACUGAAUAAAACUAAAAAGUGUAUGUGUGUAAUUUAUUUUAAAGCAAAAAAAGUGCCAUCUUAAAACCCCUGAGUUUUCUCUCUUUAGUUACUAUUAUCAGUCUUAACCUAAUUAUAAAA